Melospiza georgiana is the source of this 537-nucleotide messenger RNA. RefSeq names its product olfactory receptor 14J1-like. Gene Ontology annotation, cellular component: membrane. The record is from RefSeq and is a predicted model, not a curated record. The annotation marks the transcript as partial. The transcript has a single exon. Gene Ontology annotation, molecular function: olfactory receptor activity. Gene Ontology annotation, biological process: G protein-coupled receptor signaling pathway. NCBI's taxonomy places the organism in Eukaryota, Metazoa, Chordata, Aves, Passeriformes, Passerellidae.
AUGUGCUACGACCGCUACGUGUCCAUCUGCAAACCCCUGCACUAUGGGACCCUCCUUGGCAGCAGAGCUUGUGCCCACAUGGCAGCAGCUGCCUGGGCCAGUGCCUUUCUCAAUGCUCUGCUGCUCACAGCCAAUACAUUUUCCCUGCCCCUGUGCCAUGGCAAUGCCCUAAAGCAGUUUUUCUGUGAAAUCCCCCAGAUCCUCAAGCUCUCCUGCUCCAAAUCCUACCUCAGGGAACAGGGCCUUCUUGCUGUUAGUGCCUGUCUAGGAGUUGGCUGUCUUGUGUUCAUUGUUUUCUCCUAUGUGCAGAUCUUCAGGGCUGUGCUGAGGAUCCCCUCUGAGCAGGGACGGCACAAAGCCUUUUCCACCUGCCUCCCUCACCUGGCUGUGGUCUCCUCCUUCCUCAGCACUGUCGUGUUUGCCCACUUGAAGCCCCCAUUUAUGUCCUCCGCAUCCCUGGAUCUGGCCCUGUCCGUUCUGUACUCAGUGGUGCCUCCAGCCCUGAACCCCCUCAUCUACAGCCUGAGGAACCAGGAG